AUGGUGUCCAUCUUCUACACCAUCCUGAAUAAGUUAUGGACCUUCAACACGAGCAAAGAUAUGAAUACAGCGUCAAUUUCCAAUGUCAUGGGAUCCGAAGCUUCCGAAAGAACAAUUGUAGUUGCUGGUCUUCCCAUUGGUUGUUUUAGUGAUCAAACAGUGGCCAUAUUAGUGAAGAUUCACUUCCAAGAUAUUAAGAAUGGUGGUGGAGAUGUUGAAGCUGUGAUUUAUCCAACAAGAACCAAGGGAGUUGCAUAUGUAACAUUCAAAGAAAAACAAGUUGCAGAGGAUGUCAUCAGAAAAGAGAAACACCAUCUAGGGAAGACUUUACGGGCUCAACUCACAGUCUCUUGUUUUAGUGAAAAGGUCUUCUGUGCUGUAAGUGCUAUUCUUGAUCUCUCUGUUUUUCAAAGUCAAGUUAUUUUAGAAAAUCUGACAAGGGACCUGAAAAAGAAAAUCCCAACUUUAUGCUUCAGUCCUUUGCAACCCAAUGGAAGAAUCUCUGUUCAAGGAUCGUUUCUGGCUAUCAAGAGGCUCAGAGAAAUUUUAUUGUUAAAAGCUCGUUCUCUAAUAGAAAGAAAGAGAACUAUUAUCAGUGAAGGAAAAAAGGGGAGUGAUGAAAGCCCUAAAAGGCAUGUACAGCGUAGCAGUAACUCAAUGGAGUCACUGAGGACUUCAGUACAUGAGACAGCUGGAAGUGAAGAAACACUUGUUCUCGACACAGAUGUUUUCCUUUACUUGAAACAGAAGUGUGUAUGUUAUAAAAACACAUUGAAAAAAUUUAAUGUUCUAUGUCAAGAGACAGUGGAUGGUGAUAUUUCUACAAUUUGUCUAAAAAAUGCUCAAGGUGGGUCUCAGCCCAAUAAUGUAAAGCAUGUAAAACAUCUCAUUGAGGAAUAUUCACAUUGUCUUCAGUUUGAACUUAGAAAAGAGACAUUUGUUUUGGAAGGAAAGGAAAAUAGAGAGAAAAGAGCUAUUAAGUUAGCAUGUGAGCAACAGAGAUCAAGGUACCUUCAAGUGCUGGUAAAUUUUUAUAGGACACACAUCGACAUUAUAGGAACUUCUUCUGACACUUACCUAUUUAAAGAGCAGGUAAUGAAAUUAAUUGGGAGAAAGGUGAGUUUAUAG
Molecule: messenger RNA, 1128 nt
Organism: Chrysochloris asiatica (Cape golden mole)
Lineage: Eukaryota; Metazoa; Chordata; Mammalia; Afrosoricida; Chrysochloridae
Gene: RBM43
Product: RNA binding motif protein 43
Exons: 4
Coding region: 1-1128 (375 amino acids)
Molecular function (GO): RNA binding
Source: RefSeq, a predicted model, not a curated record